Molecule: messenger RNA, 1695 nt
Organism: Sordaria macrospora k-hell
Lineage: Eukaryota; Fungi; Ascomycota; Sordariomycetes; Sordariales; Sordariaceae
Source: RefSeq, a predicted model, not a curated record
AUGAUUUGGUCACCCUUCUUUUCCCUGGCAUUGUUGUGCUUUGGCACAGUUGCCAGGGCAGCAGUUAUCACCGUCAACUGGAACGUCACAUGGGUUUGGGCUUCUCCCGAUGGUUUUGGUAGACCUGUCAUUGGUAUCGACAACCAGUGGCCAUGCCCCAAGCUCGAAGCGACUGUUGGCGAUACCCUCAUUGUGAAUCUCCACAAUGGUCUUGGCAACCAAACAACUGGUCUUCACUGGCACGGUAUCAACCAGUUGCAAACCCCUGAGAUGGAUGGACCUAGUGGUGUCGUCCAGUGUCCCACCCCUCCCGGAUCCACGGUUCAGUACAAGUUCUUGCUCGAUGAGCCCGGCACCUUCUGGUAUCACUCCCACGAAAAGGGACAAUACCCGGAUGGCCUGCGCGGCCCCCUUAUUGUCCAAGAUCCCAAUGACCCCUACAAGGGCAAGUACGACGAGGAGAUUGUCUUGACUGUAUCCGAUUGGUACCAUCAACAAAGCAUCCCGCUUGUGCAGAGCAUGCUCAAUCCUUCCAACACGCGGUUUGCUCCACCAUUGCCGGAUACCAUCUUGGUUAACGACAAGAAGGAUGUCAAGUUCAACUUCGUCAAAGGCAAAACCUACCGCGUCCGUCUCAUCAACAUGUCCGCCUUUGCCUCGGCCUUCCUCUGGAUCGACUCCCACCCGCUCACCAUGAUUAUGAGCGAUGCCACAUACAUCCAAACCGAAACCGCCUACCAUCUACACGCCAGCUCCGCCCAGCGGUACGACUUCCUCAUCUCCGCCAUCGACCGUGACUCCGGCAACUACCCAAUUCUGCUUGCUCUCGACAUCAACCGGGACUUUCGUAACGCAACCCUGGCCCCCAACUUCCCCCACAACCAAACCGCCUGGCUAGUGAUGGACGAAAAUGCUCCGUUCACCCGUCUAACCAACAACAUCGACGUGUGGCGUCCCGCCGACGACACACACUUCAAGCCGCUCGACAACCUCGCCAUGAUCCCGUCCUACGACCACCUCGUGCAGUUCGACUUCCGCUUCUGCCGUGACGCCAACGGCUACCCGCGCGCCUGCUUCAACGGCAAGCCCUUCAUUGGCCAAAAGGUUCCCUCCCUUUAUACGGCGGCAACACUGGUGAUUAACAACCAAGACGCCGGCACCCAUCCUUUCCACUUACACGGGCACCGGUUUCAAAUCCUUGACCGUGCCCGGCCGUACGCGGGUGACUGGCCCGGUCGCGACGUGAACUACAUUUCUACCCCCAACAGGCGUGAUACCGUCACCGUAUGGUCGUGGAGUCACGCCGUGCUGAGGUUCAGGGCGACGAACCCCGGCGUGUGGCUGUUCCAUUGCCAUGUCGAGUGGCAUGUGGAAAUGGGGCUGACGGCGACCUUCAUUGAGGGCCCUGAGGAGCUUAGGGGUCAUCAGUUCCCUGCGGAUCACUUGGAGAAUUGUAGGAUUGGAGGGGUGCCGACGAGGGGAAAUGCUGUGGGGAAUACGGUCAAUCCGUUGGAUACGACGGGGAUGUUGACCAUUUCGCCGACGGUUUAUACUGGCGCCACAUGGAUCCCUCCUGCCGGAAAUACCACCACACCUGCCCGCGAUGGCUCGAUUUCUUCUCCUGCCCGGAGGAGAGCGGCGUCGAGGCUUCAGGGUCGCGAUGCUGUGUUUGGAGAUAGCGAGCUGAUGAUCUAG